AGCCACCUAAUCAAUCUAACCAAUUUUGCACGAUCAUCUGUGCAAUUCACAUGAACGCCAUAAACUCACAUCGGACCAAUACCGAUAGGGGGAUUAUAUAGCCAUAUAUUUGGAAAAAUCUCCCUUCUCAUUGCCCAAGUCGACCUGACUAGGCAAACUUGCGCCUUUUUUGGAGAAAACUACCCGAUAUCUAAUCUUAUCACGAAUCGGAACGGGUUAAAUCCGUGUGCGAUGGAUACCGUAGAUAUCUAACGAAUCGAACCGAACCCACUAUCUAUCGGAAACGACUGCUCGGCACUUCUCAGUCUCAAUCGGAAAGUAUGUCAAGUUAGUCACCAUUCUACCACCCGAAAUGGAACCAAUUGAUGUCCUCUUGCGUAACGAUUCCGGAUCAACGUUUCUCCAAGACAGAUGGAACUCUUUGCUGGAUACCAUCGGUGACGACCCGGAGUUCCUGUACGUGUGGGCGUUGACCACCUGGGUCAAUGGCUUCUUCUGGGCUUUCGGGGCUUUGUUCGUCCUGAUGGACAUCACCAACCGUCCCCGGUGGUUGCGAAAGUUCAAAACACAACCAGGUACGAACGAGCCGCUCGAAUGGACCGGACUCAAACGAGUGAUGAAGAAUAUUCUGUUCAAUCAAAUCGUUAUUGGAGUUCCGUUGACCUAUAUCGGAUUCCACACGGCUGGAAAGACAAAUCUGCCGGAUGUUCGUGUCCUCCCGAGUACCUUCGAGGUCCUCCGUGACCUUUGCGUUUGCUUGUUCUUCGCCGAAAUAGGCUUCUACUACAUACAUCGGAUCUUGCACCUGAAGCCCCUUUAUCGGCACAUUCACAAAAAGCACCACGAGUGGACGGCUCCCUUUGCCUGGGCCGCCAUGUACUGCCACCCGCUUGAGCACAUUUUCAGUAACAUGAUUCCCCCGAUCAUAGGGAUUCACCUGAUGAAGAGUCACUUAGCGACGGCCGCCCUGUGGUUCCCGCUGGUGAUUAUCAAUACGAUUCGGGAUCACUGCGGCUAUCAUUUGCCGUUCUUUCCGAGUUCGGAGUACCACGAUUACCACCACGCCAAGUUCACGGAAUGCUUUGGGACGUUUGGUUAUUUGGAUCUGCUGCAUGGUACCGACAGACAAUAUCGCAAAAGCAAACAGCACCUUCGGCAUAAGUUUUUGUGGUCGACGAAAUCUGCGCGAGAAUUGAUUCCGGAUAAAUAAGUCAGAGUCAGAGCAAGAGGAAUGAAUCCGUUAUGCAGAGCUAUACGUUAACAUAUUCUACAAUGAUGAAUGUUGUGCGGUGUGGUGCAUCAUGAAAAUAUUCGUGACCCUAUACUUUACUCAUUUUGAAUUAUGAUUCCUUGGUUUAAUUCACUAUUGCUAAAACAAGUACUAGUGUACCCGACGUGGUCCAUGCGCACCUAUCAUGUGUGAAAUUGUAAAACUAAAUAAAGAUUCCAAUAGAAUCCGACACGGGUUACGCAUGAGUUUAUCAUUUGACGUUCGAGUAUUGCCGAAAUUCGUUUGCUAUAAAUUCGUCAUGAGGAAUCGUGUUUCAG
Messenger RNA from Armigeres subalbatus, 1548 nucleotides. Its product is annotated as fatty acid hydroxylase domain-containing protein 2-like. Gene Ontology annotation, biological process: sterol biosynthetic process. Gene Ontology annotation, cellular component: endoplasmic reticulum membrane. Lineage: Eukaryota; Metazoa; Arthropoda; Insecta; Diptera; Culicidae. Gene Ontology annotation, molecular function: C-4 methylsterol oxidase activity; iron ion binding. The transcript has 3 exons. The record is from RefSeq and is a predicted model, not a curated record. The coding region runs from base 353 to 1210 and encodes 285 amino acids.